This is a messenger RNA of Trematosphaeria pertusa, 1772 nucleotides long. RefSeq lists its product as uncharacterized. Gene Ontology annotation, cellular component: mitochondrial inner membrane. Gene Ontology annotation, biological process: protein insertion into mitochondrial inner membrane from matrix; mitochondrial respiratory chain complex III assembly. The transcript is spliced from 2 exons. The coding region runs from base 150 to 1619 and encodes 489 amino acids. The record is from RefSeq and is a predicted model, not a curated record. Lineage: Eukaryota; Fungi; Ascomycota; Dothideomycetes; Pleosporales; Trematosphaeriaceae. Gene Ontology annotation, molecular function: ATP binding; ATP hydrolysis activity.
CCAUUGCGGCGCGGCGUUGGUGUUGUGGCACGGAUGAAGCGGGCUCCGUGUACCUCUUGCACGACCCUUGGCGCAUCGGCUCGUUUCGGCGUAGGGCCGUCUCGCGUGCGGCACUCAAAACUUUUGGCAGCGUCAUUGCGCUGCUGCCCAUGGACAACCCCAAUACGCCGUCGACGCCGCAGCAUCUCGCACAGCAUGUCCCCGUCGAGAGGAGCGAGGGCCUCAGCUCCUAUCUCUCGCACCUCACUGCGAAUCCGUUCUUUACCGCCGGCUUUGGUCUCGCAGCGCUUGCAACCGCGGCGCGUAUAGGCCAGAAGGGUCUCCAACAUGGGGCCGCACUGCUGCGCCGCCGCAUGCUCGUCGACCUCGAGAUAACCCGGCACGACCACGCCUACCCGUGGUUGCUGCUGUGGAUGACCAACUUCCACAGAGCACAGCUCGCGGGCGCCCAGCAGCCGUCACGGCGCGGUGUCAUCUCGACUCUGAUCAGUCGCAUCAAUCCGCGCUUGCACCACCUGCAAGUAAAUACAGCCCAGGCCAAGACUGGCCCCUCGCACGGCGCACACUUUUUCUUCGUCCCAGGUCACGGCAAGCACGUCCUGCGCUAUGGAAGCUCAUUCAUCUUCGUCGACCGCCAGAGGGAAAAGGCGUUCAACACGACGACAGGCGAACCGUUCGAAACGAUUACCCUGACCACGCUUUACGCGCACCGAGACGUGUUCGAGCAGAUCUUCGCCGAGGCGCAUCGAUUACACCAGCAGAUGCAAGAAGGCAAAACGGUCAUAUACAAUGCGACGGCUGGAGAUUGGCAGCCGUUUGGAGACGCGAAGCGGAAGCGGCCUCUCGACUCUGUCAUCUUGGAGCGAGGCGUGAAGGAGCGGAUCGUGCAGGACGUGCAAGCGUUCCUUGAGGCACGAACCUGGUACCUCGACCGCGGCAUACCAUAUAGGAGAGGAUAUCUGCUGUAUGGGCCCCCGGGAACGGGCAAGAGUUCGUUCAUCCAGGCAUUGGCAGGUCACUUGGAUUUCAACAUUGCCAUCCUCAACGUCAGCCAGCGCGGCCUGCACGAUGACCGGCUGAGCCAUCUUCUGACCAAGGUCCCGCCGCGGACUAUAGUGCUACUGGAGGAUGUCGAUGUGGCAUUCGCCAACCGCAAGAAGCGUGAUGCGGAUGGAUAUGCAGGUGCGACGGUCACCUUUUCGGGUCUGCUAAAUGCGCUCGAUGGCGUCGCGAGCGCUGAAGAGCGCAUCAUUUUUCUCACGACGAACCACGUUGAGAGGCUCGACGAGGCUCUGAUUCGGCCCGGCCGGGUCGACAUGACUGUCCGGCUGGGUGAAGCAAGCGAGUACCAGAUCGCACAGCUGUGGGACCGAUUCUACGCCGAGUUUGAUGCGGACGGUCAAGGAAAGCAGAAGUUUAUGGCCAAAGCCAGAGAGCUUGGGCUCAUCGAUACCGUGAGCACUGCGGCCCUGCAGGGGCUGUUUCUGUAUAACAAGGACGACACCGAGGGCGCCAUCAGCAUGGUAGAGGGCCUCACAGCUGGUCGCAGUCACCCAGACGCCCAUGUGGAGCUGCCGGGACAUGUGGAGGUCAAACGUGGUGCGCAGCCACCCGUGUGAUGUGUCGCGCUGUAACAAUGUUGUACUACGACUGUAGUGUCCUUAGCAAACGAAAAGUUCAAGUAAUGGAAAUGCGCAAGGAGCGUUGUUCACUGCGAGACUAAAGACCCGAGCUCUCACGGUGUGGAAUUCUCCGGAUAGAACGACGUGCGC